This is a messenger RNA of Knipowitschia caucasica, 2472 nucleotides long. NCBI's taxonomy places the organism in Eukaryota, Metazoa, Chordata, Actinopteri, Gobiiformes, Gobiidae. The record is from the annotation of a GenBank genome assembly.
AUGUGCAAAGUUUUUGAAUCUCUGCGCAUACGCAUCGGGAGCGCGCACUGGCCAGUGUACACGCGCACUUACCUGCAGGAGACUGAAGCGAAGAAGAGGAAGAGGAGGAAGGCCAGAUGUGUGGACACAAGAGACCGACUCGCACCUGAUAUCGCGAGAUUUCCGGGCAAUGGCUGCAGAUCUCGGAUAUUAGAAGAGCAGCUGUGUUACCGAGAGUCGAAGUUCGUCCACAUCGGAAAGUCCACUUACACUGCUAUGGCUCAGGUGGCAUCCCACGGAAAGCUGCUCCUUCAGCGCUUGCACCAGCAGCGAGAGAUGGACCUGCUGUGUGACAUCACCAUCAUAGUGAAGGACGCAGAAUUCCGGGCCCAUAGGAACAUCCUGGCCUGUUUCAGUAAAUACUUCUCCACAUUAGCCACAAAAGGAAUCGACGUGGCUUCUCUGGACCCAGAGAAGGUCAGCCGCUACGCGCUGGAGAAGCUGCUGGAGUUUGUCUACACUGGACAGAUGAAUCUCAGCAGUACUCGUCAUAGCGCUGUCCGUCGAGCUGCUGUCUUUUUGGGAAUGCAGGAAGCCAUUAAAAACCUCCCAGAGAGUAACGAGCCCCCCGAACCCGCCGAAACUAUAGAACCCUCACAAACUGAAACCGGCAAAGAACCAGCAACUACUUCUCCUGCAAAGAACGAUGUCCCCCAAGAAGAGGACAGCCCAAGCUCUCCACUGGCCCUUUCCAUUUCGUCUGCAACCGGUAAUUGGACAAUGGAUGACGAAGAGGAAGAGCCCGAAGAAGAAGAAGAAGAAGAGGAGGAUGUUGGCAUGGUAGUCGACAACGAUGUUGACUACACUCCUGGGAAAAAGAGAGCGCGGAAACCAAAGACGUUUUUUGGUUGCGAAGCAAGUGAAAGCUCUGAUUUGGCUGACAAUACUACGACGGCUACAACCAGUGCUGGGAGAGGACGGGGUAGGGGGCGCGGUAGACCUCCCAUUGUUAAGACCGAAGAAACAGACGAUCCAGAGAAAGAAGCCCAAGAUAUGUGGGAUACCUCGGCAGAUUGGAGCCCUUCACAUGACGAAAUCGACGAGCCUCCUGUCAAAAAAGCCAAAUUCGGUGGUAGAAGAGGGCGAGGCAGGAGAGGCCGCGGUCGAGGCCGAGGAAGAGGAAGGCCGGCAAAAAAAUGUGACGUGUUAUUGGAGGAAGACGAGGACGAGAUGGAGCUGGGAGAAGACGGGAAGGAGUUUGGCGAGCAGGAUCCGUCGGAGGCCAACGACCAGUCGUUGUCUUGUCUGGCGUGCGAUAAAGUCUUCAAAGACCAGAGCAGUUUGAGGCGGCACGAAAAGAUCCACAAGGGACUGAAGCCGUUCGCCUGCAUUUUCUGCUCCAAAACGUUCAGACAAGCGACGCAGCUCAAGACGCAUCUCCGGAUUCACACAGGUGAGAAGCCGUUCGCCUGCACAAGCUGCGAUAAGUGUUUUGCACAGAAGUGCCAGCUCGUCGCUCAUCGCCGGAUGCAUCACGGAGAAGAAAAGCCGUACACAUGUGAACGAUGCGGGUUCAAGUUUGCCACCUCCUCUAACUACAAAAUACACAUCAGGCUGCACACUGGAGAAAAGCCGUAUGUGUGUGACAUCUGUGGGCAAGCCUUUGCUCAGAGCAGCACUUUGACCUAUCACAAGCGACGCCACACGGGCGAGAAGCCGUACCAGUGCGAUCUGUGCGGGAUGUCCUUCUCAGUGUCCUCGUCACUCAUCGCACACGCAAGAAAACACACCGGUGAGACUCCGUACAAAUGCGCUCAGCCACAUUGUGAGUCGAAGUUUGUGACAUCGUCCGAACUGAAGAAACACAUGAGGAGGCAUCACCCAGAUGGGAACAAUGGCGUGCAGUGUUUGUUGUGCGGAAACAGAUUCGCCAGUGUCAAAAACAUGAUCAAACAUCAAGAAAAGGCUCACGCUGAUGAAGUGAGGCAGCACAAAGAAAGGGCCAGAGCAGUGGUGAUGUUGGCGUCCAGUCACCCGGUCGCCUUCGUCCAGAGCAAACUGUCCCAGGACCAAAAGAGCCUCGUCUUCAGCGAACCCUCGAACCCCGAACCCUCUACACCUGACGCCAAAACCGACCUCACGAUGGAGGCGGACCCCGACAGUGCGCACCUGGCCAUGGUCAGUGAGGCCGCCAGCGCUCACUUGACCAUGGUCACCGACGCGGCUGCUCUGGACCAGGGCUCCAUCACAAUGGACACGAGCACGGCUGCAGCCCUCCUUGAAGACUUCAAAGCAGAGCCCUCGCACGCGGCCAGUGGGGAGGAUGCGGGGACGGUGAGCUUCGAGACAGGCGGCGAGGAGCAGGCCAUUACGUCCGACACGCUGCACGCUCUGGUGGAACAACUACGCCCCACGACCCCCGCGCCCAACCUGGAGCAGAUUGUCAUCAUUCAGACUGUGGAUGAGGCCGCGCAGGCGCAGAGCAGCACGUAG